This is a messenger RNA of Laetiporus sulphureus 93-53, 1677 nucleotides long. Its product is annotated as NAD(P)-binding protein. The coding region runs from base 212 to 1459 and encodes 415 amino acids. The transcript has 4 exons. The record is from RefSeq and is a predicted model, not a curated record. Lineage: Eukaryota; Fungi; Basidiomycota; Agaricomycetes; Polyporales; Laetiporaceae.
GCAUGAACGGUGUCGUUGAAGCUUCAACGAUCCGGCACUGAUCGAGCCUAUUGGCGUGGUGGCGCAGGUCAGCUUAUUCAGCGUCAAGGUGGGCGAACGGUAGUCGGCGGCACGACGAGAAGGCGUAAAGGCGCCAUUUUCUGCUUCGACCACGAAUCUUCGGUCCAGCGAAACGCUUCCAUUGAGCUCAGAAGACCGAAGCUGCGUAAUCAUGUCCGAAGAUAGAGGUUCCGUGCGGAAAUAUGCGCGCAUUGCGGAGUCGAAGACCUGGGGAACGUAUGUCAGCAUGUACUAUAAAACGGAGAAAGCGAACGACAGAGUCCUGACCAGAGGCCCUCUAUUCGUGAAAUUUGAGCCCCCUGUCAUGUCUACACCCACUUCAGACGACUCGAAGAAGCUGAUCCUUGUCAUUGGUGCCACUGGGGCACAGGGCCUGGCCGUCGUCGAUAAACUUCUAGCUCCAUGUGAGGAUGGCUCGCCAUCGCCGUAUGCGGUUCGUGCUCUCACUCGUAAUCCGCAAAGUCAACGAGCGAAGGCACUGGCCGAGCAGGGCGUCGAGAUUGUUCAAGGAAAGUUUGACGACUUCGACUCCGUUGCGGUCGCUUUGAAGGGUGCAUACGGCGCGUGGAUCAAUACGGAUGGCUUUACCGUGGGCAUAGAGAAGGAAGUCUGGUGUGGCAUCAGGAUCUACGAGCUAGCCAGGCAGGCUCGCAUCAAGCACUAUGUCUGGAGCAGCCUUGAUUAUGCAUCAAAGCUGAUGGACUUUAACCCUAUAUACAGAUGUGAACACUCCGAUGGGAAAGGGAUAGUAGCGGACUUUCUUAAAUCACAACCGUCGGUGGUUAGCGAUACCGACAUGUCUUGGACUAUCGUGACGUCGGGACCCUACAUGGAUAUGCUCCAAAAUAUAAUGUUUGGACCGCUCAAGCGCAGGAUAGAUGGUACCGUUGUCUUCGCCAUGCCCAUAAAAAACGGCCACGCGCCCAUGAUAGCGCUAUCCGACCUCGGGUUCUUUGCCCGGUACACAUUCGACAAUCGCGAGGGCACCUCUGGCCAGGACCUGUCAAUCGCUAGCGACUGGGUUGGGUGGGAAUAUCUGAAGUCUACGUUCGAGCGCGUUACAGGCCAAAAGGCGGAGAUCAUCCACCAAUCGCUCGACGAGUGGUUCGAGAACUUCGAGCGCGUUGAUUACCCCAUUGCAAACGAGCGGACUUAUGGUGAUGGCUCGACCACCUGGAAGGAGAACUUCCAGUGCUGGUGGGCGAUGUGGCGUGACGAUGUCGUCAAGAAGGAUUAUGACUGGAUCCGGAAGGUGAACCCGAAGGGCCAUACUCUAGAGUCGUGGAUGAGGGAGCAGCAGUAUGGCCCGGAGCUCUUCCAGCGGUCAGACUAUGUGCUGAAGAACGUGGAAGAAGGCAAAGGCGCAAUGCCGAAUUGGGAACGCAUCGACAAGCUCUGACGGUGUUAAGUCUCAUGGAUGCUUCGGAAUUGUGCGUGCAUCUUUAGGUCUUAGGAUGUGUGAUGGCAAGUUGGAAGCACAACAUAGACAACGGAUGCUAGAGAUGAGAAUCUUUUGUGAUACAACUAUUAGAGGAUGAAUGUAGGAUUGGUACUUACGAGGCACUCUUGCCGAUAUGAUCACAAUGCAUUUGAAGAGGUCUAUGCGUACGAUCACGC